GUGUCUGUGUCGUCAGUGCUGUGUCUGUCGUCGGUGAGAGAGUUACCUGUCCAGGUGAGGGAGCUGUACGGUCAGGGCUUUGUCCUGGUGGCUGUCCAUCCCUUCGUCCACCCCUGUGGCCCCAGGCCCGCACGCAUCCAACGCCAGCUACACAGAGCCGUCCUCAUCAGAGAGACACACAGGUACAGAAACACACACACACGGGUACGGAAACUUACACACACUCACUCACUCACUCACUCACUCACUCACUCAGUCUCAAUCGCUGGCUCACACACACACACAGACACACACACACACACACACACACACACACACACUUUCUCUCAUUUCCUGCAUCCAAUGCCUGCUACACAGAACACAGAGACACAUAGUUAGGGAAUACCUCUGGCUUUCUAUUCUCACCUGCAGGGGCCUCAUCUGAAUUCUAUUCUCACCCACAGAAUCUGUGAAAUCUGAGCAGAAUCCUAUUUUCACCCUGAGGAUUCUCGGCAGAGAUCUAUUCUCACCCGUGGAAUUCUUGAAGCAUACUGUAUGUGUAGAUAGGGAACUGUAUACAGCAUGUGGAAGGCCCAUGUAUAUAGACAUGCUCACACUUCCACACACAUAUGCUUACACAUACAAAUACAUACACACACACACACAGUUGGAUGCUGGGCUGCUCAUUUGAUGCCCCUUCUGCCAAGUGGCACCUGUCACCGUGGAGACGGCUGAUUGCAUCAUCAGCACCCACCGGAGGGGAACAAUGUGCUAGGAGAGGGGAACCAUGAGGCCUCCUCUUCUCCUUUCAUCUCUCCAUCACUUCAUCUCUCUCCUCUCUCCUACCUUCUAUCCUCCUCUCUCUUCUCCUUUCAUCUCUCCAUCACUUCAUCUCUCUCCUCUCUCCUACCUUCUAUCCUCCUCUCUCUUCUCCUUUCAUCUCUCCAUCACUUCAUUUCUCUCCUCUCUCCUACCCUCUAUCCUCCUCUCUCUCCUCCUUUCAUCUCUUCAUCACCAUUUCCCUUUCCACCAUUCUCCAUCCUCCUCUUUUCCCCUCUUCUUUUUUGAUACCUUCAUCGCUUGCAUCCCAUUUUCCUCUAUCCUCCUCAUCUCUCCCCUUUCUUCCAGCCUGUAUCCUCCUCUUAUCUCUCCUCCUCUCAUCCCUCCAUUACCAACAUUCUCCUUUCUUCCAUUCUCUCUCCUCCUCUUCCAUCCCUCUCUCCUUCCCUAAUUUCCUCCUCUCCUCCUAACCCCCUGGCAGCUGUCAUCAAAACAAAUGUGAACCAGAAGAGGUUGACUGUGGUCUUCAAUUUCAAAACUGUCUGAACGUGUUAGAGGCCCUAAAGAACAAUAGAUGACUAAGAUCCAGAAUACAAACAUGAUUAUCUAUAGUUUUAUUCACUCCUUCAUCAGUUCUUUCUACACGUGCAUGUAUUUUGUUGAGAAGAGAGUACGUCUGGGUCCUAAAUGGCUAUUCUCUGCAUAGUGCAUUGCUUUUGACCAUAGCCCUAUGGGCCCCUAUGAGCCCUGGUCAAAAGUAAUGCACUAUAUAGGGAAUAGGGUGCCUAAAUGUCCGCUGAUCUCUUCCUUCAUUCCUCUUUAAUUUCUCUCUCUCCAGUUCAGAGAACCAGCUGAAGUGGGCGGGGCUUCGCCUGGAGACAGACGUGUGUGUGGCGGGUCAACAGGCCCCCGACCCGGAAGUCAUCCAGAACUACGUGAAGAAGGUUAGCCCUGCCCAUUAGUCCUAAAGCACAGCUCUAGCAUCAGUUUACUACUUACACUCAGCUCCCCUCUGGGAGAAGUUACCCAUAGGCACAGAUCUAGGAUCAGCUUACUACUUACACUCAGCUCCCCUCUGGGAGAAGUUACCCAUAGGCACAGAUCUAGGAUCAGCUUACUACUUACACUCAGCUCCCCUCUGGGAGAAGUUACCCAUAGGCACAGAUCUAGCAUCAGCUUACUACUUACACUCAGCUCCCCUCUGGGAGAAGUUACCCAUAGGCACAGAUCUAGGAUCAGCUUACUACUUACACUCAGCUCCCCUCUGGGAGAAGUUACCCAUAGGCACAGAUCUAGGAUCAACAAAUUCCUCCACAAAUGUUAAUCGUAGCCUUUUACGCUCUACCUGUAUACGGGUUGAAAAUGGCAGAAUUGGUCGCUAAUAAGCGUCAGUGUUGUCUGAGUGAAGGAAAUGCUGUAAAUUAAGAGGACUUGAUGUGUUUUGAAAGAUGAGAUGUUGAGUAUUAUAAUAAAUAAAGAUUUGAUGUCAUACAUCAAAUCAUGUUCUCCCGAGUGGCGUAGUGGUGCCACUAGAGAUCCUGGUUCGAAUCCAGGCUCUGUCAUAGCUGGUCGCGACCGGGAGACCCAUGGGGCGGCGCACAAUUGGCCCAGCGUCGUCCAAGGUAGGGCAGGGAAUGACCGGCAGGGAUGUAGCUCAGUUGGUAGAGCAUGGCGUUUGCAACGCCAGGGUUGUGGGUUCGAUUCCCACAGGGGGUAUGAAAAAAAAAAUGGAAAAAAAUGAAAAAAUAACUAACUGUAAGUCGCUCUGGAUAAGAACGUCUGCUAAAUGACUAAAUGUAAAUGUAAUACAAGCAAUCCAAACACCUGUGAGUCCACAUCACAUCUCCAAAUCAUAAAACUCAUAUACAGGGUCAAGGUUUAUGAUCACUAUGUUUGAUGGACAGUUAUAAGAUCACAUGUUGUCAUACCCUGGGAUGUUCUGAACAGAAUGAGCUUGUGUUUGUUUAUUGUGAAGAAAAUGUGCCGCGUCACCAAAAUGACAAUUUGUUUCUCUGAAUUGCCUUUUGAAAGCCUAACACUGUAAGAUCAUAUUUUAUAACUUAGCUAGUCAUGUUGGCAAUAGAACAAGCUUUCUAAUCAUGCCCACUUGACCCAGAAUGCAAUUUAUAAUGGACGGUUUUUUGAUUGCGUAAACAACAGUAAUUGUGUGAUGCAGGGCUGUGUUCCAAAAGAAAACAACUCCAAGUGUACUUGCUCUAGUCCCUCAACGGCACAGCUAGGAGAGCUCAAAAAUGCACCUUGAAGACUCUUCUUUGAUUCCUAAAAGUGCAUUGAAAUUGCUUUGCAACUGUGCACACUUUGGAGAGGUGUGUGGCCACUUGGAGACACUCACUCAAACUCUCACUCAUAUCAUUUUUUUUGUCUUAUGUUCCACCUACCCCACAUUUUCCAGGAAUAGUCUUAUCAUGUUACUGAAUGUAUCCAGAAUAUUUUCAGAUUUCGUUGUCAACAAAUGCGAUGAAAAGUACAGUAAAUGUAAAAUGCACCUAAAAUCAACAGUGUAAUGUUUGGAUUCAGUCUUGUGUCCGGUGAACUGUUGGGUACUCACCUUUGGUCUAAUCAUUUUCACAUUAUCUCCAAACUGUUCCCUUUCAUUUGCUACCAUGGUUAUGCAUUUUCAUAUUUCUUCUGUAAGAAACAUUUCAAUUUAGCCCGAGCCAAUUCCCACAAGUGUAAAGGGUUAAAGGCCCAAUCCUUAGUUGGACUCCCCUCCUCUGUUUUGGUAAAAAGCCGAAAGAUGGGCCUGGAGAAAUUCAAAUUCAUAGACCGAGCUAUGGAAGCAAGGACUGACCAAUCCAAGAUAUCAAAAUUAUAGUUUAAAGCAUGUUUUGAGGCUAUACAGUGUUUGUUUACAUUUAUAUUGUUUACAAAUAUUGGAGUAAAACAAGCUAAUAUUAUGGGUUCUGAUGGGGUACGACAGUUUAACUAAGGUCAUUAGGCAUUUUAGGUUAUAUUCUUCAAGAAUCAAUAGGUAUAUACAGUGGGGAGAACAAGUAUUUGAUACACUGCCGAUUUUGCAGGUUUUCCUACUUACAAAGCAUGUAGAGGUCUGUAAUUUUUAUCAAAGGUACACUUCAACUGUGAGAGGCGGAAUCUAAAACAAAAAUCCAGAAAAUCACAUUGUAUGAUUUUUAAGUAAUUCAUUUGCAUUUUAUUGCAUGACAUAAGUAUUUGAUCACCUACCAACCAGUAAGAAUUCCAGCUCUCACAGUCCUGUUAGUUUUUCUUUAAGAAGCCCUCCUGUUCUCCACUCAUUACCUGUAUUAACUGCACCUGUUUGAACUCGUUGCCUGUAUAAAAGACACCUGUCCACACACUCAAUCAAACAGACUCCAACCUCUCCACAAUGGCCAAGACCAGAGAGCUGUGUAAGGACAUCAGGGAUAAAAUUGUAGACCUGCACAAGGCUGGGAUCGGCUACAGGACAAUAGGCAAGCAGCUUGGUGAGAAGCAACAACUGUUGGCGCAAUUAUUAGAAAAUGGAGGAAGUUCAAGAUGACGGUCAAUCACCCUCGGUCUGGGGCUCCAUGCAAGAUCUCACCUCGUGGGGCAUCAAUGAUCAUGAGGAAGGUGAGGGAUCAGCCCAGAACUACACGGCAGGACCUGGUCAAUGACCUGAAGAGAGCUGGUACCACAGUCUCAAAGAAAACCAUUAGUAACACACUACACCGUCAUGGAUUAAAAUCCUGCAGCGCACGCAAGGUCCCCCUGCUCAAGCCAGCGCAUGUCCAGGUCUGUCUGAAGUUUGCCAAUGACAACUGGAUGAUCCAGAGGAGGAAUGGGAGAAGGUCAUGUGGUCUGAUGAGACAAAUAUAGAGCUUUUUGGUCUAAACUCCACUCGCCGUGUUUGGAGGAAGAAGAAGGAUGAGUACAACCCCAAGAACACCAUCCCAACCGUGAAGCAUGGAGGUGGAAACAUCAUUCUUUGGGGAUGCUUUUCUGCAUAGGGGACAGGAUGACUGCACCGUAUUGAUGGGAGGAUGGAUGGGGCCAUGUAUCGCGAGAUCUUGGCCAACAACCUCCUUCCAUCAGUAAGAGCAUUGAAGAUGGGUCGUGGCUGGGUCUUCCAGCAUGACAACGACCCGAAGCACACAGCCAGGGCAACUAAGGAGUGGCUCCGUAAGAAGCAUCUCAAGGUCCUGGAGUGGCCUAACCAGUCUCCAGACCUGAACCCAAUAGAAAAUCUUUGGAGGGAGCUGAAAGUCCGUAUUGCCCAGCGACAGCCCAGAAACCUGAAGGAUCUGGAGAAGGUCUGUAUGGAGGAGUGGGCCAAAAUCUGCAGUGUGCAAACCUGGUCAAGACCUACAGGAAAUGUAUGAUCUCUGUAAUUGCAAACAAAGGUUUCUGUACCAAAUAUUAAGUUCUGCUUUUCUGAUGUAUCAAAUACUUAUGUCAUGCAAUAAAAUGCAAAUUAAUUACUUAAAAAUCAUACAAUGUGAUUUUCUUGAUUUUUGUUUUAGAUUCCGUCUCUCACAGUUGAAGUGUACCUAUGAUAAAAAUGACAGACCUCUACAUGCUUUGUAAGUAGGAAAACCUGCAAAAUCGGCAGUGUAUCAAAUACUUGUUCUCCCCACUGUAUAUGUUUAAUUUAUAAGUCAAAAAUGUAUGUAGUAACUGCAGAUUGUCCCUUUAAAGGUAUAUUACACUCCGAAAUUCCUCCCUUAAUUUGAACCUUAAUAUUUGACUGAAAAGAUUCUCGGGGUAAACUCAUCCUACUUUCCAUGGAUGCCUCCUCUCCUUCCCCUACUGGUUAUGUACACCUGUAUCAUGUACAGUGGGGAGAAAAAGUAUUUAGUCAGCCACCAAUUGUGCAAGUACUCCCACUUAAAAAGAUGAGAGAGGCCUGUAAUUUUCAUCAUAGGUACACGUCAACUAUGACAGACAAAUUGAGAAAAAAAAUCCAGAAAAUCACAUUGUAGGAUUUUUUAUGAAUUUAUUUGCAAAUUAUGGUGGAAAAUAAGUAUUUGGUCAAUAACAAAAGUUUCUCAAUACUUUGUUAUAUACCCUUUGUUGGCAAUGACACAGGUCAAACGUUUUCUGUAAGUCUUCACAAGGUUUUCACACACUGUUGCUGGUAUUUUGGCCCAUUCCUCCAUGCAGAUCUCCUCUAGAGCAGUGAUGUUUUGGGGCUGUCGCUGGGCAACAUGGACUUUCAACAGGACCUUGAAAUGCUUCUUACGAAGCCACCUCUUCGUUGCCCGGGCGGUGUGUUUGGGAUCAUUGUCAUGCUGAAAGACCCAGCCACGUUUCAUCUUCAAUGCCCUUGCUGAUGGAAGGAGGUUUUCACUCAAAAUCUCAUGAUACAUGGCCCCAUUCAUUCUUUCCUUUACACGGAUCAGUCGUCCUGGUCCCUUUGCAGAAAAACAGCCCCAAAGCAUGAUGUUUCCACCCCCAUGCUUCACAGUAGGUAUGGUGUUCUUUGGAUGCAACUCAGCAUUCUUUGUCCUCCAAACACGACGAGUUGAGUUUUUACCAAAAAGUUCUAUUUUGGUUUCAUCUGACCCUAUGACAUUCUCCCAAUCCUCUUUUGGAUCAUCCAAAUGCACUCUAGCAAACUUCAGACGGGCCUGGACAUGUACUGGCUUAAGCAGGGGGACACGUCUGGCACUGCAGGAUUUGAGUCCCUGGCGGCGUAGUGUGUUACUGAUGGUAGGCUUUGUUACUUUGGUCCCAGCUCUCUGCAGGUCAUUCACUAGGUCCCCCCGUGUGGUUCUGGGAUUUUUGCUCACCGUUCUUGUGAUCAUUUUGACCCCACGGGGUGAGGUCUUGCGUGGAGCCCCAGAUCGAGGGAGAUUAUCAGUGGUCUUGUAUGUCUUCCAUUUCCUAAUAAUUGCUCCCACAGUUGAUUUCUUCAAACCAAGCUGCUUACCUAUUGCAGAUUCAUUCUUCCCAGCCUGGUGCAGGUCUACAAUUUUGUUUCUGGUGUCCUUUGACAGCUCUUUGGUCUUGGCCAUAGUGGAGUUUGGAGUGUGACUGUUUGAGGUUGUGAACAGGUGUCUUUUAUACUGAUAACAAGUUCAAACAGGUGCAAUAAAUACAGGUAACGAGUGGAGGACAGAGGAGCCUCUUAAAGAAGAAGUUACAGGUCUGUGAGAGCCAGAAAUCUUGCUUGUUUGUAGGUGACCAAAUACUUAUUUUCCACCAUAAUUUGCAAAUAAAUUCAUAAAAAAUCCUACAAUGUGAUUUUCUGGAUUUUUUUUUCUAAAUUUUUUUGUCAUAGUUGACGUGUACCUAUGAUGAAAAUUACAGGCCUCUCUCAUCUUUUUAAGUGGGAGAACUUGCACAAUUGGUGGCUGACUAAAUACUUUUUUCCCCCACUGUAGAUGGAGAGGAGAGGAAGCCACUUAGACUAUUGAGAUGCCCCCCCCUAAUGUCACUAUCAGCUGUGACAUCAUCAUUUAACAACCACAAACUCCCUCUUAGGCACUUACAGUAUAGUAGUGAAUUCAUCUUAUUCUACAGAGACCAUGAGAUGUGAACAGGACCUCUGAUCCCUGGUAACCCAGUAGGACCCUGAUCACCUGAGGAUGACAUCAUCAUUAAUAUUGACAUACCGUUUACAUAGGCAUUUUGUACAUAACACUUGACGUAUUGUUUCCUGUCUUUUUGCAUAGAACAUAUUAUUCACUCUACCUCUUUGGCCUUUGUCACCAUCAAUUCCAGGAGCUCCUGUUUGAGAAUUAAAUAUAUGUUUUAAAAUGUAUGAAAAUGUAUGCACUCACUAACUGUAAGUCGCUCUGGAUAAGAGCGUCUGCUAAAUGACUAAAAUGUCAAUGUUAAAAAACAGGCCUUAUUGAGUAGAUUUGCAUGUGAACAGGCGGAGCAUAAAAGGUAGCGGUGAUUGGAUUGAAAUGCACAUACUGAGAUAAUGUGAUAUGGUCAGGCAGUGUGACAUGAAUAUGCAAUCAGUUAGCAGCCUGGCUGCCAGGGAAUCACAGAAAAGAACCACAGACAGGAACCAAUAGAAGAGUAGGGGACAUUGAUGGUUCUUCUCACACUGCAGGGUUUGGCACUUACAGUCCAUUCGGAAAGUAUUCAGACCCCUUGACUUUUCCUCAUCAAUCUACGCACAUACCCCAUAAUUGCAUGGCAAAAACAGGUUUUUAGAAAUUUUAGCAAAUGUAUUAGAAAUAAAAAACGGAAAUAUCACAUUUACAUAAGUAUUCAGACCCUUUACUCAGUACUUUGUUGAAGCAUCUUUGGCAGCGAUUACAGCCUCGGGUCUUCUUGGGAAUGACGCUACAAGCUUGGCACACCUGUAUUUGGGGAGUUUCUCCCAUUCUUCUUUGAAAAUCCUCUCAAGCGCUGUCAGGUUGAAUGGGGAGCAUUGCUGCACAGCUAUUUUCAGGUCUCUCCAGAUAUGUUCGAUCAGGUUCAAGUCCGUGCUCUGGCUGGGCCACUCAAGGACAUUCAGAGACUUGUCCCGAAGCAACUCCUGGGUUGUCUUGGCUAUGUGCUUAGGGUCGUUGUCCUGUUGGAAAGUGAACCUUCACCCCAGUCUGAGGUCCUGAGCGCUCUGGAGCAGGUUUUCAUCAAGGAUCUCUCUGUACUUUGCUCCGUUCAUCUUUCCCUCAAUCCUGACUAGUCUCCCAGUCCCUGCCGCUGAAAAACAUCUCCUUAGCAUGAUGCUGCUACCACCAUGCUUCACCGUAGGGAUGGUGCCAGGUUUUCUCCAGACGUGACGCUUGGCAUUCAGGCCAAAGAGUUCAAUCUUGGUUUCAUCAGAUCAGAGAAUCUUGUUUCUCAUGGUCUGAGAGUCUUUAGGUGCCUUUUGGCAAACUCUAAGCGGGCUAUCAUGUGCCAUUUACUGAGGAGUGGCUUCCAUCUGCCUACUCUACCAUGAAGGCCUGAUUGGUGGAGUGCUGCAGAGAUGGUUGUCCUUCUGGAAGGUUCUCCUAUCUCCAUGGAGGAACUCUGGAGCUCUGUCAGAGUGACCAUCGGGGUCUUGGUCACCUCCCUGACCAAGGCCCUUCUCCUGCGUUUGCUCAGUUUGGCCGGGCGGCCAGCUCUAGGAAGAGUCUUGGUGGUUCCAAACUUAUUCCACUUAAGAAUAAUGGAGGCCACUGUGUUCCUGGGGACCUUCAAUGCUGCAGAAUUUUUUGGUACCCUUCCCCAGAUCUGUGCCUUUACACAAUCCUGUCUCGGAGCUCUAUGGACAAUUCCUUCGACCUCAUGGCUUGGUUUUUGCUCUGACAUGCACUGUCAACUGUGGGACCUUAUAUAGACAGGAGUGUGCCUUUCCAAAUCAUGUCCAAUCAAUUGAAUUUACCACAGGUGGACUUCAAUCAAGUUGUAGAAACAUCUCAAGGAUGAUCAAUGGAAACAGGAUACACCUGAGCUCAAUUUCGAGUCUCAUAGCGAAGGGUCUGAAUACUUCUGUAAAUAAGGUAUUUAAGUUUUUUAUUUUUAAUACAUUUGCCAAAAAUUCUAAAAACCUGUUUUCACUUUGUCAUUAUGGGGCAUUGUGUGUAGAUUGAUGAGGACAUUUUUUUAUUUAAUCCAUUUUAGAAUAAGGCUGUAACGUAACUAAAUGUGGAAGAAGUAAAGGGGUCUGAAUACUUUCCGAAGGCACUGUACUUCCUUAUGAUACACACACACACGUGUGCAUUUGCACACACACGCAUACAUGCACAAACUAAAUAUGUAAAAAUAAGUAAAUGUCAAGGAGGUAUAAAAAGCCUUUGGGUGGUAUUUAGUAUUAAUCCCCACCACCCACAUACAGUGAGGGAAAAAAGUAUUUGAUCCCCUGCUGAUUUUGUACGUUUGCCCACUGACAAAUAAAUUAUCAGUCUAUAAUUUUUAUGGUAGGUUUAUUUGAAUAUUGAGAGACAGAAUAACAACAACAAAAUCCAGACAAACGCAUGUCAAAAAUGUUAUAAAUUGAUUUGCAUUUUAAUGAGGGAAAUAAGUAUUUGACCCCCUCUCAAUCAGAAAGAUUUCUGGCUCUCAGGUGUCUUUUAUACAGGUAACGAGCUGAGAUUAGGAGCACACUCUUAAAGGGAGUGCUCCUAAUCUCAGUUUGUUACCUGUAUAAAAGACACCUGUCCACAGAAGCAAUCAAUCAAUCAGAUUCCAAACUCUCCACCAUGGCCAAGACCAAAGAGCUCUCCAAGGAUGUCAGGGACAAGAUUGUAGACCUACACAAGGCUGUAAUGGGCUACAAGACCAUCGCCAAGCAGCUUGGUGAGAAGGUGACAACAGUUGGUGUGAUUAUUCGCAAAUGGAAGAAACACAAAAGAACUGUCAAUCUCCCUCGGCCGUGGCUCCAUGCAAGAUCUCACCUUGUGGAGUUGCAAUGAGAACGGUGAGGAAUCAGCCCAGAACUACACGGGAGGAUCUUGUCAAUGAUCUCAAGGCAGCUGGGACCAUAGUCACCAAGAAAACAAUUGGUAACACACUACGCCGUGAAGGACUGAAAUCCUGCAGCGCCCGCAAGGUCCCCCUGCUCAAGAAAGCACAUAUACAGGCCCGUCUGAAAUUUGCCAAUGAACAUCUGAAUGAUUCAGAGGAGAACUGGGUGAAAGUGUUGUGGUCAGAUGAGAACAAAAUUGAGCUCUUUGGCAUCAACUCAACUCGCCGUGUUUGGAGGAGGAGGAAUGCUGCCUAUGACCCCAAGAACACCAUCCCCACCGUCAAACAUGGAGGUGGAAACAUUAUGCUUUGGGGGUGUUUUUCUGCUAAGGGGACAGGACAACUUCACCGCAUCAAAGGGACGAUGGACGGGGCCAUGUACCGUCAAAUCUUGGGUGAGAACCUCCUUCCCUAAGCCAGGGCAUUGAAAAUGGGUCGUGGAUGGGUAUUCCAGCAUGACAAUGACCCAAAACACACGGCCAAGGCAACAAAGGAGUGGCUCAAGAAGAAGCACAUUAAGGUCCUGGAGUAGCCUAGCCAGUCUCCAGACCUUAAUCCCAUAGAAAAUCUGUGGAGGGAGCUGAAGGUGCGAGUUGCCAAACGUCAGCCUCGAAACCUUAAUGACUUGGAGAAGAUCUGCAAAGAGGAGUGGGACAAAAACCCUCCUGAGAUGUGUGCAAACCUGGUGGCCAACUACAAGAAACGUCUGACCUCUGUGAUUGCCAACAAGGGUUUUUCCACCAAGUACUAAGUCAUAUUUUGCAGAGGGGUCAAAUACUUAUUUCCCUCAUUAAAAUGCAAAUCAAUUUAUAACAUUUUUGACAUGCGUUUUUCUGGAUAUUUUUGUUGUUAUUCUGUCUCUCACUGUUCAAAUAAACCUACCAUUAAAAUUAUAGACUGAUCAUGUCUUUGUCAGCGGGCAAACGUACAAAAUCAACAGGGGAUCAAAUACUUUUUUCCCUCACUGUAUAACCUUGUAUUGCUACCACUGUAUCAUCAAAGGUAUUAUCUAAGAGAGUUUCACAGAUAAUCAGAAAUUGAAUGUCAUCUGUUACUAGCAAAUUAGUGAUUUAAUGAACCUUGUUUCUUAAGCUACAUAUGUUAACGUGGGCUAUUUUGAGCACUUUUCUUCUGGGAUGCUUACUUGUUUUUAUUGCUUGAGUGUAUGUGUCUGCUAAGCACUACCGUGUGUGUGUGUGUGUGUGUGUGUGUGUGUGUGUGUGUGUGUGUGUGCGUGUGUGUGUCCAUGUCCAUGUUCAUGUACAGAUCCAGGACAUGGCGGAGCAGGGUGUGCUGUUUGUGGGCUUCCUGCAGCAGCCUGGCGGGGGACCCUGUUUCCUGGGGCACUUGGACCCUGAAGACCUGUCCUCCCUGCACUCCAGCCCCUCCCCCAUACACAGACACCCCACCAGCCCCUCAGAACCCACAAUACCGAAUCUCAGCCCUACAGACUCUACAGAACCACACCAGAACCUCCUAGAACCAGAACACGACCGGAACACAGAAGUGAAAACACCAGAACACAAGUCGGUAGAACUCAGAACAAUUGAGCAGAACCCUACAGAUACCAGUCAGGUGGAGCUGGACUUGAGCUCAACAGGACCGCUAGAUUUCACACAGGACUCUACUCCAAUAGAAUCAUCAGACAGAGAACACGACCACAGUCCAGGCAGAAUAGCCUCAAUAGAGGACCAACCAAACUGCUGUCCAGAUGAACCAGCAGACUCACCAGAGAGACCGCAGAGUCCCAGCCCAAUAGAUCCAGCUAGUGACCAACAGAACCACAACCACGCCCCAACAGAACUCCCUGGCGACCAGGAUCAGCUACUGUCUAACAACCCAAUAGAGACCACAUGUAGAGAGAGACAACAGAAUGAAAGCCAAGCAGACUUCAUCAGGAUUCUACUACCCAACUUCAGCCCGGCAGAGUUAACACAUGGACUUGGUGGUCCAGACGCAGACAGGCAGCGCCAGGGAGACAGACAGAGUCCAAGCCCUCAGACACAGAACCACAACCAGAGACCGGAACAGGACCACAGCACAGACGACCUGGUCCGGUCACCAGAACUAGACAACUACGACCAUGGGUCAGAGUCCGAGGCUGAGAGGGGGUGUAACCGUGGAAACGGGGGCACGGGCAGUGACCCGGAUGAGCAUCAGAGGAGCAGCAGAGUGCCGACCCACAACAACAACAAUCACAUCCGGGUCAAGAGUCCAGAAAGAGAAAAGAGGGCUGUAGUGUCUCCACCAGCACAGAGCAGUGAGUGUGAAGUCUACUACUGUUGCUACCUGGUUAUAGAGGUUGCUGUUGUGAGUUUAUACUGAAUAUUACUGAAUUAUAUAACAUUGAUUGAUUUCAGACUUGUGUACAGUAUUUCAUGGCAAAAUGAUGGCACAUAAUGCUAUGUGCCUUUCUCUGUGUGUAGGGGUGCAGCUGUUUGCCCUGUACAACCGCACGGGGGAGCUGUCCAGCUCUCUGAGGUUCUACUCCCUCAGGGUUCCGCUGCGGCUGCAGAGAGAGGCGGGGCUAGUGACGGAGGUUGACGCCCACUGGCUGGAUCACAUGACACAGCAUUUCACUAGCGGAGCUCACCUCAUCGACGGCUUCUUUCACCUUGGAGACAACAAUGGUAUAUUUGCCACAAUGGUGAUGUGUAAUGCAGCAGUAGCCUGAGUGUCAGUCUGUAUGUGCUGCCAUGCCAACUCCUUGUCACUCAUUGUCAUACCAAACACUCUGUUCUAGCUCAUUAAUGAUAACAUGUUCAUAUUUGAAGAUUGAAUUGAGGCCAGACUGUUUGGCUUGUUCAUUAGCAUUGCAGUUAGGAAGAGCACAAACAUCUCUUGGACAACGCUAGUGUUGGAGUGUUUACCAUGGCGAACAAACUCAAAACUUUUGGAACUUGGUAAAGGCCUACUUGGAAAGUGUGUAGGCUCAGGCUUAUCAUGUUCCUUCACCCAUGAUGCAUGGAAGCACAUCGAAGCCAAGAGCGGAUCAACUCUAUCUUUUCCAAAUCUGUGGAAACUGUAACAGAAGAAGUUGUUGAGCUUCUCUCUCUCUCUCUCGCUUUUCUUUUCUCUCUUUCUCUCUCUCUCUUUCUCUUUCAGACAGCGUGGUCUCAUCCGUGGACAGUGUGUUCAUCUUUCAGAGCUCCUCAGAAGAAACCCCACCCACUUCAUACGACGCCAUUGUGGUGGAGCAGUGGACCAUUAUCGAUGUGAGUGUGUGCACGUGCGUGCGUGUAAAUGUCUGUGUGUGUGUGUGCGUACGUGCGUCCAUUGUCGACGUGUGUAACACUGUUUUUGUCCUCUCCAGGGUGUAGUGGUAAGGACUGACUACAUCCCCUUGCUCCAGUCUCUGGCUCCCUAUGGAUGGAGACUGAUGUGUGUUCUGCCUACUCCCAUCGUUAAGACCAACAGGUACUGUCCCAACCCACCAGUCAGGAGCACUAGGUAGUAGGAAACAUACCAGCCUAGUAUAGACUAAUAGUUACUGUAUUUCUCUAAACCAUACUAAACAUUUGAACACUGCACAUCAUUUGGAACAAAAUUACAUUUCACAAUUUCUUUCACAUUAUAAGAUGCAGAAUAGGACUCAGACAGUUCUAAUAUCAAGUUACAAGAUGUGAGGCCAGUACUGAUGUGAUGUACAUGACGUUAAUAGCACUGUUCUCUCCUUAGUGAUGGCAGCUUGUCCACAAAGCAGAUCCUCUUCCUCCAGAGACCUGCCUUGCAACGCAACAGGAAAGACUUCAAGGUUCCUCUUUAUUUUUCUCUAGUUCUGUCUCUCUCUCUGUCUCUCUCUCUCUCUCUCUCUGUGUGUCUCUCUCUCUCUCUCUCUCUCUCUGUAUCUCUCUCUAUAUAUCACUCACUCUUUCCUUACCUUACACAAUGCUGUGUCACAGUUGGUGUCAUUAAAAAGUCAUACUUCUAAAUAUAGCGGAAGAUAACCCAGCUGAGAUAGACCUACUCUGGUUCUGUUAACGCUUAGGGGGAGAGUUUUAUGUUCUAAAAUAGUAAUUUCUUAGUACAUUACAGUCAAAAAGAGAACUUUCUUCAGUCAAUGAUUUGCUGUUAACUGUCCAAGAGAGGCAUCACAGAGACUUCUGCUGUUAACUGUCCAAGAGAGGCAUCACAGAGACUUUUGUAGUCAUUUGUCAGGUGUCUGAAGAGAGAGUUUAUAGAAAAAAAAGAAAAAAAAACUCCUUAAAAUGUCUCUCUUUCAGAAGUUGAACCUCAGGGGUCGGAACAAGCCAAAGAAAAACUCUGCUGGAGAAAUGUUGGAGAAGAAAGAGGAAAGAAAGGACACAUCCCCAGUGAUGGAGAGAGGGAUGGAUGGACAGAAGAGGAACACGGAAGAGGAGGAGGAGAGAGAGGCGAGAACAAAUUGGGAGAACAACAGAAAUGAGAAAGGGAGAACCAUAGACAGAGAAGGACUCAAGAGAGAAGAGGAGAGAGAGUGUGAGACAGAAUCUCAAGAAGACUUCACCCAGGGUACAGAGGGCGGGGCCACAGACCUCAACCAGGAAGUAGAGCGGGGGAAUGACAAAGCCCCAUUGGCCAGACAUGAGAAGGCCGUUAGGUUUGCAGAUCAAUUUGUCAAUCAGAAGAAUGAUGAAGAG
Coregonus sp. 'balchen' is the source of this 14750-nucleotide messenger RNA. The record is from the annotation of a GenBank genome assembly. Lineage: Eukaryota; Metazoa; Chordata; Actinopteri; Salmoniformes; Salmonidae.